Molecule: messenger RNA, 842 nt
Organism: Pyrus x bretschneideri (Chinese white pear)
Lineage: Eukaryota; Viridiplantae; Streptophyta; Magnoliopsida; Rosales; Rosaceae
Exons: 4
Coding region: 310-717 (135 amino acids)
Source: RefSeq, a predicted model, not a curated record
CUUGGGUGGUGUGCCAAUGGGGCAUACCCUCUGAUUUGGUCUCCCGGCCUCACUUUUUCUUUGCUCUCCCAUCACUUUUUCUCUUCUUUCCCCCACUCUCCAGGACUCAUUUUUCUCCUUUGUCAAGCUAAGGCUCAAGACCCCUCACCAGACCUACAUCGCCAUCAUCUUAUCCCUCCCCACAUCCUCUGCAAGACCCAUGAACCCAGGAUUGAUGAAGGAACCCCUCCCCCAAGCUCUUUCUCUUUCCUGUCACUGUGCAACCUUCCCCGACAUGUUCCGCCAUCUAGGCUAAAGGUGCAAUUGUGUAUGGCAUUUUCGUCCUCUCUUGUUUGCAAGACUCUUCGCCAACUGUGUAAGGAGUCUCACUAUCAAGAAAUUGGUGCAUGUUGUAAGCUCAAUAGGCGAUUGAUACUUGUAUGCCUUCGGGUGGGUGCUGUAGGAGCCUACAGACAAUUGAUACUUAUAUGCCUUCGGGUGGGUGCUAUAGAAGCUUACGGGCAAAUGAAGGCAAGGGCGGAAGAUAUUUUUAUUGGCUACGACCGAGCAUUUGUAGAUAGCUUCGGCCAGAAGAUAUUCAUAUUGGCUUCGACCGGGCAUAGGUUGGUGGCUUCGAUCGGAAGAUACUUAUAUUGGCUUCGACUAGGAGAUGUAGUGUCCUACGGGCGAAUGAUACUACCUACGGACGAAUGGUCUGCCUAUGGGCGCAUGAUGUAGAGCCUUCAGAUGAAUGAAGAAGUGUUCUACAUGCCUUCGGGUGAAUGAAAUUUUAUAUAUAUGUAUAUGCCUUUUAUAUAUAUACCACUACUAAACACACUAUAUAUGAUAUAUGUUUUAUGAAA